GUUGUCUCAAUAUUACUUACAUUUGUACCAAUCAGUCCCCUUCCCCCUUCCUGUCCGCUGGGCCGUCUCUCUGUUUCUAAGUCAGGACGCGACGCGCGGACAAUAGAUACACCAGCAAAAUCGCAAAACGGCGGUCAGGAGAAGCAAGUCACACCAAGCAGUCAAGACGGUAAACACACACUCCUUCUCUCACUCGUCUGUUGAUAGCGCUAUCAAUCGCGUGAGGAAUCGGUGACGGAAGCCAUAGACAGUGGAUGGAUGAUAAACAGAUUGCACUACAAUACAUAGCUAUAUGGUACACGCCAGCAAAAAGGCAUACCGAAAGAAGCCCCCUCCAUGUACGCGUCUCGCAUCAGGUGUCGCUUCUGCCGCAUUGAUGGACAAGUGAUGGCUCGACACUCACUCUCCCACCGUGCCAUCUGUGCCUCCCGAAUUCUCCACCUGUUUAACACGACAGCAACCGUGACGUCCAGCUCCGAGCAGGCCUCCCGGCAUGGCCCCUCACCUCAUCGGUUUGCCCGUCAGCUUCCUGCGCAUCCUCCCCGCCCUCGAACAGUCUCCUGGCCAGCGGCCCCAGCACUCGCCUCGCCAGCGCCGCCGUGCGGGGAUACGUCAGGGCCCAUGAUGUGUCACCAUCGUCACUGCCAGGCCGUACGGUGCACGGCGGCUCGGUGGUCAGAAUGGAGACGUUGCCUUCGUUGCUGAGAGGGCUGAUGCGGCGGGACAGGACGAUCCAUGCCAGGAAGGGCCGCUCGCUGGCGUCGCCGCUGGCUUCAGGGGACAGCAGAAUGUGCCUGAAACAAAGGGCAAGACACAGAGACUGGGCGUGUGGGCGCUCCCUGGUCCUGCGCUUCUCUCCCGCACCUGAAUGCAGUCUUCUCACCAGCAAUGUCCGUCUGGAAGCCCACAGACCCAUCUGCCGCACUACCGCCCUGCCCCUCGCCACCGAAUAGCUUCAUGAAGUGGCCCCCACAUGCAUCCACAGGCACACUCAUGCCGUGCUUGGCCGUGCCCCUCAGCCCCUCCUUCCAGCACACCAAAUUGACGCUCAUGAACGCGCUGAAAUGGGGAUGCACCUCGCGGGCGAUGCCGUUGUCGAGGAAUUGCAGCUGGGGCGGCUCCUGGCCAUCAACCACAAGGCCGCGGCAUUCGACUAUGGGGUCGGUCCCAUCGCAGUGAGAUGCGUAGGGGUGGCCGGGGACGAGAGGGGGCGCAGGAAAGGCCAGCUGGUUGGAUGCCUGUCGGCUGAGAAGGAAGUACUGGCCUUGGUUGCUGUCGUGGACCAGGGAGAGGGGCCGCUUGCAGCCGUCGCAUCCCUGGUUGAGGACGAUGCGGUCACCGAAGAGCAUGUACUGACGAAUGCUCUCCGGGUGGCUCAUGAAGGCCCUCCCGCUGCCCAUGCUGGUAGUGGCUCGUCUUGAAUUGGCAGUGGUAGGCCGCCUUUCACUAUCCCUUUCACGCAGCCGGCGAUGAAUGCCAGCGUGAGGAAUCUUUCCCAUCGGUCGAAGCUGCCGCUUUUCUCGAAGACAAACAGGCCCCUGCACAUACAAACAAGAGGAAGACAGACAGGCAGCGUAGUGUGGUGGGUGUGGUGGCGUGUGUUCCGGCUGCUGUACUAGUACCUGAGGUAGUACAUAACAACACCGUCGGCCUCAUUCCCCUCGACCUGUAUGGCAUUGCUGUGGCGAUUCUCGAGGCGUAUCAGAGUUGUUGUCUUUGCCUUUUGUCCAGCCACGUGUUGAUAGCGCUCCCACAAACACCUGUACAGACAAAAACGGAAGCAGUCAGUUCGUUCUGCGUCUCAUUGGACUGUGUGUCGCCUCUCACGUUCUUCCUGUGUUAGUCCUGUGGUCCCUGGUGAGUCUUCGAAAGGGCAGCAGCACGUCGAAUGGAAGAAACAAGGCCACCGAGUGAAUUGCAGGGGGAGGCAGCUCCUGCAUUGGCUACACGGCGAUGAGGCGUCACAUAACUGAAGAGAGCAGCGCUGACAGGAAAG
This is a messenger RNA of Vitrella brassicaformis, 1996 nucleotides long. The record is from the annotation of a GenBank genome assembly. Lineage: Eukaryota; Vitrellaceae.